Messenger RNA from Brassica napus (rape), 940 nucleotides. Its product is annotated as glycolipid transfer protein 1. Gene Ontology annotation, biological process: intermembrane lipid transfer; ceramide transport. Gene Ontology annotation, molecular function: ceramide 1-phosphate binding; ceramide 1-phosphate transfer activity. Bases 1 to 792 code for a protein of 263 amino acids. The transcript has 5 exons. The record is from RefSeq and is a predicted model, not a curated record. Gene Ontology annotation, cellular component: cytoplasm; membrane; cytosol. Lineage: Eukaryota; Viridiplantae; Streptophyta; Magnoliopsida; Brassicales; Brassicaceae.
AUGUUAUCCUGUGUUGUGUCUAAACAUGGAAAUGUAAUAAUAAUAUCUGAGAUUUCCUCUUUUGUUCUCGUUUUCAGUUCAGUCAAGAGUUGGAAAAUGGAAGGGACUGUGUUCACGCCUUGUUUGGAAGGAAUGAAGCAUGUCAAAUCUGAACAAGGCGAGAUGCUUACUAUGCCUUUUCUUGACCUCUGCAAGACCCUCUUCCCUGUUUUAGAUAAGUUUGGAGCUGCUAUGACUAUCGUGAAAUCUGACAUUAGUGGCAACAUAACGAGGUUGGAGAAGAACUACUUGUCUGAUCCAGACAAGUACAAGUACUUGUACACCAUUGUUCAAGGUGAAAUUGAGUCAGGGACAGCAAAAGGAUCGUCUAGUUGUACCAAUGGUCUUCUCUGGUUAACCAGAGCAAUGGAUUUCUUAGUGGAGUUAUGCCGCAACUUGGUAGCACAUCAAGACUGGUCAAUGUCACAAGCUUGUGGUGACUCGUACCAAAAAACACUCAAGAAAUGGCACGGAUGGUUCGCUAGCUCUACCUCUUCUAUGGGUUUAAAGCUUGCUCCAGACAGGAAGAAGUUCAUGGAGGUUACAGCUGGUUCUGGUGACAUCAAUGCUGACAUGGAAAGGUUUUUCUCAGAGUUUGGUCCACUCCUUCAAGAAAAUCACAAAUUUCUGGUAAACAUGGACUUUAAAAACCUCAAAUUAUUGCAAUGUCUUCAGAUUUCAUCACUAGCUUUGAUUCUCAUGUUGUUCUUGUUUUUAUUUAUUCGCAGGCUAGUGUUGGUAUGGACGACAUGAAAGCUGCUUAAGCCACCAUAUGUUUACUGCCUGUCUGGUUUAACUUUUCUUCUUUGGAUUCUAAAACUUGUAGACCCACCAAAAGAAACAGAAUAGUGUGUCCAUUUCUAGCUGAAUGUUGUUCACUUAAUUUAUACUAUAAAGUUUA